Molecule: messenger RNA, 2001 nt
Organism: Mytilus californianus (California mussel)
Lineage: Eukaryota; Metazoa; Mollusca; Bivalvia; Mytilida; Mytilidae
Product: phe13-bombesin receptor-like
Exons: 2
Coding region: 70-1386 (438 amino acids)
Biological process (GO): G protein-coupled receptor signaling pathway
Cellular component (GO): membrane
Molecular function (GO): G protein-coupled receptor activity
Source: RefSeq, a predicted model, not a curated record
UUGAAUCUUUAAAGACUGUUGAGGGAAAUAAUCAGGCAUUGCGUUUUAAUAACACCAGACAUAGCUAAGAUGUAUCGACUAGGUCAACGUCUCAUAUUACGAUCCGUGUAUUUCGUAUUCAUUUGGCAUCCCAUUGAAGGCACCACACAAGCAGGAUCAGAAUUUGAAAAUACACAAAACAUGCAUGAUCUUGGACAAACAACAGUAUUCACAGGAGAGAACAGUUCUAGUACAGACAACAAUAUGAUGUCUGGCAACCAGACAAUAACGACAUCUCAUUCAGAAUACGAAGAGACUGAGGUCGAUUUUCUGAAAGGAAUCUAUGAGACCCUAGAAUUUGCACAAGAUAUGUAUGUUUUACCCGUAGUAUGCACUGUAGGUAUUAUUGGAAACACGUUAGUUGCUACUUAUUUGUACAAACGGCGCGGUACCAAUUCCUCGUUCAUCUACAUGUUUGCCUUGCUUUUGUCGGAUACGCUUAGUCUUGUAUCAGAUUUGUUUCUACCAUUUGCAACAUUGCUUUCCAUGACGAAUAUCGAUUCAAUCAUGAAAACAGCAGCAAACAUAUACUUCUGGAAUAAAAAUUUCAUUACAUACAUAUUGAAAGGAACUGCUUUUAACACUCUCUGUGUAUUGUCUGCAGAACGUCUAAUUGCAAUAAAAUAUCCUCUUAAACUGAAAUCAUCGCUGACAGUCACGAAACCUUAUAUAUUUUUGUUCCUAUCUUUUGUAAUAAGCGUCUGUACAAACAUCCAAAUCCCGCUGUUCACAGAAAUAGCUGGUGUGACAGACAGUGAAAACAAUGAAACGUCGUAUAAACGAGUGUAUACCAGUCUUUAUCUUGAAGAUAAGCCGAAACAUGAUAGCAUCGUCCUCUUUCUUCAUUUCUUUGCAGGGCCAGUCCAGAUUAUCUUUUUCUGUGUCAUGAACGUACUUAUAGUUCAUGGCAUUUACCAGAACAGGAAAAGCCUUCUUGCAAUGAAUAUGAACAACAUCGAUCAUCUUAAGUCUAUUAAGAACCUACAGGUCAGGCUAUGUAAAAUAUUUCUGGCACUAUGCUUCACUAAUAUCCUUGCCUUUCUGCCUAACUCAGUUACAACUAUCAUUGCAAAAAUGUUCCCUGAAUUAGGAAUGAGUGUAAGAUCGUACUCCACACAGCUUCUGCUCCAUGGCGGUAAUUUAUUGAGGGUCUUGAACAGUGCUAGUGAUUUCAUUAUAAUGCUGGCUAUGUCAAUUGAAAUUCGCCGGGACGUCAAGAGAAGAGUAAUGUGUCUGAAAUCAUCGAGCAUGUAUGAAGAAAAAGAAAAUAUGUCUAGAACUUUAAGUACAACAAUUGGAAGAACAGACGUUUCUGUUAAUGGUAAAUCGUUCAUAAAGAAAUAUUGAAUUUGAAUCAGCGGCAAUAAGAGCCAGUAUUCAUCUAAUCUUGCUUGUCUUAAAAUUAAAACGGCAUGCUUCACGAAUUGUUUUAAAUGUUGAAUGCUUAUGCCCAACAGGCACACUGUCGUUUACGUUACACAUGUUCAACCAUUUUGUAAUGACUCGGACUUUAUGAAUACAAUAAGACGCAUCUUAUCGAAAUAGAUUUCAAAUGUACGCAUGACCUGCGGUUUUGGAUAAAACCAGGGAAGUAUCAAAAAUAAGAAGUUCGUGCUGAAGCUAGGGUUACUCUCAAUAUUACUAUUAUUGAUAACAUACAGUACUUAGUCUUUUUUUCCUUGUUUUAUACUCCAAAUUAAAAAAAAUCCUUGAACUAUCUUAUACUACCGAGUAAAUAAACAAAAAGAUGUUUGAAGAAAAUAGGUGAAAUGCAUGUUUUAUGUGACAUCUGUUUAUUUGUCACAAAAUUAGAUAGGUAUAGCAGCAUAUCAUCUCAUUUAUGACCAUUUAUCCUAAUAUAUUCUUUAUAUCCUUAAGCUUCCUACUACAGUCGUGUUUCUGAGAUAUUUUAAAACUCAAUCAUGUCAUAGUGUAGUGAUGUAAUGGAUACUUUAAUGUCUA